AUGACGACCCGGCUUCUCCGUCGAAAUAUCAAGAUCCUCGUGAUCAACCCCAACUCCUCUCUCGACAUGACGAGGGGCAUGGAGAAGGCCAUCCAGGGAAUGCCCCUGCACGAUUCUCUCGAAAUUCACACUUACACGGCGCCGUCCGACAGCCCCGCCAGCAUCAACGACGACGCAGACAUCCAGCGCAGCACCAAGGCCGUGCUCAGCAACCUCACCAGCGAGCAGAUUGAGCAGUACGACGGCUUGCUCGUCGCCUGCUAUAGCGUCCACACGCUCGUCGAGAAACUCUCUCAGAAGUACCACAACAAGCUGGCCGUCACCGGCAUCUUCGAGGCAAGUGUCCUCACUGCAAUCUCACUCCUUCCUCACACCUCACCUGGCGCCACCUCUUCAAAAUGGGGCGUGGUGACCACUGGCGACUUUUGGGAGAAGCAUCUCAGCCAUGGAGUCAAGUGCUAUCUUGGGCAAGCUGAAGAGGCAGAAAACGCCAAGUUUGGUGGGGUCAUGACUACCGGGUUGACUGCCGGAGACUUCCAUCACGUCGGCCCUGAAGAGGUCAAGGAGAAGCUCGUCAAGGCGACCAAGAAGCUGCUCAACAGCGGCGAUGUUGGCUGCGUGGUCAUGGGAUGUGCUGGCAUGGCGGGCCUUGAGGAGAUCAUUCGCAGUUCGGCGAUAGAGGUCUACGGUAAGGAGAAGGGUAGCCAGAUCUAUGUUGUUGAUGGCGUCAAAGCUGGCAUUUUGCAAUUGGAGCAGACCAUCAGAAGCAGGAGGCUGUUUCAAAGCUGA
This is a messenger RNA of Colletotrichum chrysophilum, 789 nucleotides long. RefSeq lists its product as uncharacterized. The record is from RefSeq and is a predicted model, not a curated record. Bases 1 to 789 code for a protein of 262 amino acids. Lineage: Eukaryota; Fungi; Ascomycota; Sordariomycetes; Glomerellales; Glomerellaceae. The transcript is spliced from 2 exons.